UGGAGGCGAAGGGGAUGAGGGCAGCGAGUCAUCUGCGUUGGUGUGCGUGAAGGUGAAGCGAGAAAGUGUAAGAGAAUCGUAGCACAUGAAACUCGUACACCGAAAGGGAAGAUAAACUGCAACAGAGGAAUCUGAAGGCUCCCUUGCACACGAAGCCAUGGCCAACGCUCCCGAUAAUAAGCUCACUUCCUCAAGCUCCGAGCUCGACUUGGAUCGCCCCAAUCUCGAAGACUACCUUCCCUCCGGAUCCAUGCAAGAACCUCGCGGCAAGCUUCGCCUUGAUUGUGGAUUGGUGGAUUGGUGGACUGUGUGCAGGCGUGAUUUAUUGGACAUUUCGCCGACCCUAACCGAGGCUGCUGGGGCCAUUGUUGACGACUCUUUCACACGAUGUUUCAAGUCGAACCCUCCGGAGCCUUGGAACUGGAAUGUGUAUUUGUUUCCUCUUUGGUGUUUGGGAGUGGUAAUUCGAUAUGGAAUUUUAUUUCCCACAAGGGUUCUAGUACUCACACUGGGGUGGAUAAUAUUCCUUUCAUCCUUUAUUCCAGUACAUUUUCUAUUGAAGGGAAACGAUAAGUUGAGGAAAAAGUUGGAGAGAUGUCUAGUGGAGUUAAUUUGCAGCUUCUUUGUUGCAUCAUGGACUGGAGUUGUCAAGUACCAUGGGCCACGGCCUAGCAGGAGGCCUCAGCAGGUUUUUGUUGCCAAUCAUACUUCCAUGAUUGAUUUUAUCGUUUUAGAACAGAUGACUGCAUUUGCAGUUAUUAUGCAGAAGCAUCCUGGCUGGGUUGGAUUGCUGCAAAGUACCAUUUUGGAGAGUGUAGGAUGUAUCUGGUUCAAUCGUACAGAAGCAAAGGACCGUGAAAUUGUUGCUAGGAAGCUAAGGGAUCAUGUUCAGGGGGCUGACAACAACCCUCUUCUCAUAUUCCCAGAAGGAACUUGUGUGAAUAACCACUACACUGUCAUGUUCAAGAAGGGCGCAUUCGAACUUGGCUGCACUGUUUGCCCUAUUGCAAUAAAGUACAAUAAGAUUUUCGUUGAUGCUUUCUGGAACAGUAAGAAGCAAUCCUUUACAAUGCAUCUUCUGCAGCUUAUGACAUCCUGGGCUGUCGUUUGUGAUGUUUGGUACUUAGAGCCCCAAACAUUGAAGCCAGGAGAGACACCCAUUGAAUUUGCAGAGAGGGUCAGGGACAUAAUUUCUCUUCGAGCUGGUUUGAAAAAGGUUCCUUGGGAUGGAUAUUUGAAGUACUCUCGCCCUAGCCCAAAGCAUAGAGAGCAGAAGCAGCAGAGCUUUGCUGAUUCAGUGUUACGGCGCCUGGAAGAGAAGUGAUAUACAUAUUACAUCUUCUGAAGUAAGUGUUUCGUGUUUGUUCAGGCAUCACAUUCCUUGCUGCACACCUGAUUUCCCCCCCUAGUGGUUGGUAAAAAAUUUCUUGGAAGACACUCUAAGACCUGUGUACAAUUUUGCAUCUCAAAAUAAGAUUGUCUUAUAUGAUUAUUGAUUGUAUCAGUGAACUGUGGAAAUAUUGCUACUGUUUCGAACCUGUCAUGGUAAUUGAUCCAAUUUCUAGCA
This is a messenger RNA of Vitis vinifera (wine grape), 1567 nucleotides long. Its product is annotated as glycerol-3-phosphate acyltransferase 9. Bases 158 to 1324 code for a protein of 388 amino acids. The record is from RefSeq and is a predicted model, not a curated record. Gene Ontology annotation, biological process: triglyceride biosynthetic process. NCBI's taxonomy places the organism in Eukaryota, Viridiplantae, Streptophyta, Magnoliopsida, Vitales, Vitaceae. The transcript has 12 exons. Gene Ontology annotation, molecular function: glycerol-3-phosphate O-acyltransferase activity. Gene Ontology annotation, cellular component: endoplasmic reticulum.